CGUACGCCGACAAGAUGUACCGGUGUUGUAUUCGUCAUUCCUCGUACCGUUUUGAAUGAGACCGUCUUCAGUGUGUAAACCGCAGUGAUCCACUGAAGAUCUACUCGCUAUCGAUCCGAACGACCGUGUGUGCCGCGAUCAACGAGUUGUUACGUGAUAUUACAUUAUGAUCAAGCUUGUUUCCAGUUGAAAAAUGAUUAUACAAAUGACAUCCGAGAGAUGACUAGCGAGAAAAUCCCUAUAUGGCUGUACGACAAAAAAUUGUGGAUCAACGACGCCGACCGUCGGACAACAUGCGCCGACGUGGUGGCCACGUUGACGGGGCAUGACAACAACUAUGCUAUAGCCGUGGCCGGCGGCGUUAAGCAUCGCGCUGGUGACGGCACAGUAGUGGCCGACCCGGAAACUAAAGUGCUGAAGAUCUGGCACAGCUUGCAGCCAGAUCAAAAGUUGUACCUUCAGAAGAUCGGUGGAGGGGGUGGAGGCGCAGGCAGUAGACAUGUGACAGACGAUGCGUCGGAACUCAGUUUCGCGCAGAGAAGGAAGCGGCGAGAAGUUGUCAAGUACGCUUCGCGGACGGUACACCCGAAGCGGCUCAGCAACACCCAAGCGGCGGAGGAGCUUCUGAAACUGAUAUUGGAACAGAGCGACACCAUUAGGGCCCAACUGAAAAAGCUGCAGGACCGCGACAAGAAAAUCGAAAAAAUCGAAACCGAUACCCAUAAAACGCGAACGGACACACUAGGAACCAACUACUUACUAGAGGCAUACUUAGGCGACGACAAGGAGGAAAUGGAUAGUGGCAUUGCCGAAGUGGCCGCAAGUGUUGAAAACGACGAGGCCGAUACAUUCGAAGCCAUCGACUAUUUGGAGAGAAUCGUGAAAAUCAACAAAAAGCUUUGUGAACACGAAGAGCGAUUGAUAAGGUUGUACGUUAAUAUUGAAAGGUGCAGGGACCAAAAACAACUGGUGGACGAGCUGCAACGAGCCGACGCCCAUAUCACAGAAAUCGAACUCAUGUUUCGGGAAAACAAUGAGAUCAUCAAAGACGCCGAUACCAAUAUGCGCACUAGAAUAGGGUACAUCGAACAGUUACAGUACGAAGCAGCCAUCGUAGAUAGUGAAAAUGAAUACCUGAUGAGCUUCAUCGAAAACGAUAGCCUGAAGCAGAGUAAAGUGGAAAACCACUCUUACCGCAUCCUAGACACAUUAGUUUAACAAAAACAUUGUAAUAUCAUACACCGUUGUCGAUUGUUGUACAAAGAAAAGUUUUCCAAAUGUUUAUUUUUUCAAAAUUUUUAAAACAUUGCUAAAUAUAAAUAAAAAAAUUACUUUUGGUACAAUAAUUUUAUAGUCGAUCAUAAUAUUAUACAUAUUUUAUUAAUAAAGUAUUCAAAAUAUGGCUAUGUUAUCCAUCUGUUUUAUAGCUAAUAUUUUAUAUACUACAUAUAUUUAUUUGUCUUAACUUUAUUUAAUAAGCCAUUACUUAGUU
Molecule: messenger RNA, 1492 nt
Organism: Adelges cooleyi (spruce gall adelgid)
Lineage: Eukaryota; Metazoa; Arthropoda; Insecta; Hemiptera; Adelgidae
Product: ras association domain-containing protein 10
Exons: 2
Coding region: 220-1218 (332 amino acids)
Source: RefSeq, a predicted model, not a curated record